Messenger RNA from Prorocentrum cordatum, 1410 nucleotides. The record is from the annotation of a GenBank genome assembly. Lineage: Eukaryota; Dinophyceae; Prorocentrales; Prorocentraceae.
AUGGGCCCAUCCAGCGACUCGGAGACGGGUGCGCAGGCGUUAGCGGCAGGACAGAAAGUGAAGGAGGACACCAGAGAUGACGAUUCUGUGCAACCGUCGAAGCGGCCGAGGAGGGCUAAGGGCCAGGGCCAGGCCAAGGCAACCGCUGCGAAAGCUGGGGCGAAGGCAUCUCCGCCAAAGCUUGAGGCGAGCAAAGAGGAACCACCAGACACUGUUCCAGGGGAGGGCCAGUCGGCGCUCGCGGCCCCCGUUGACUCCGCGGCGAGUGCGCAGGAUGAGACGCCGAGCCAGGAGGAGGAGGACUCGGGCAAGUUGUCUGAGGAGCAGAAGAAGGAGCUUGACAAGCUGGUGGGCAAGAAGGUUCCUCCAGUGAUUGACCGAGCGAAGAGUCAGUUGGCCGAGAAGGGGAUUAACCUUGCGGACCUGACGGCCGACCAGUUAAAGAACGAACUCCCGCGGGAAACUAUGAAACAAUUGUUCCAGUCGUACGGCUACGUCCUGAAGACCUCCUGCCCCCUGAUCCACUCGGCGUACAAUAAGAAAACUGAGUCGGAGAGGCGGCAGUGGUUAGUCAAGUACAUCAUCGACCCGACCUCGGGGGGCUGCUCGGGCAAGAGCACGAUUGAGCUCACCAAUUCGACCAAGGAGGAGGGGACGGUGGAGUGGAUAACUCUGAAACAGAUGGAAGGGCCAAAUUACGCCAAUGACCCUGAACAUGCGGCGCUGUACGCCCAGGUCCUCGAGGAACGACCCCACGAGAUUCCGCUCUUCGCGGAGAACAAGAUAAAGCAGUACAAGUGGAGCAAGGAAAUCAUCGCGAGGAUCAACAUGAGAAAUGAGAAGACCGCCAUCCAGACACGUUCCGACAUGGAGGCUUCAGACUAUCAGAGGAUCAGGGACUCCAUGUUGAAUGCCUCCCCGAUCACGGACGCUUCUGCAUCCUCGAACGGCGCGGCUGACGAUGGGAGGAGGGACAAAAAGGAUAAGAAGGAGAAGAAGGAGAAGAAGGAAAAGAAGGAUAAUAAGGAUGAAGACCCCGAGGUGACAGCCAAAAAAGAUGCGCUGAAGGUGCUCGACGACGAGAUCAAGAAGGGGAAGCUGUGGGCUCGCAAGACUACUGAUGAGUUGGCGGAGGUGCCUUCAAUUUGCGCGAGGAUGAAGAAGAAGAACUACCCCGAGGCGAUGACUACCUUCCUUUUGGGGCGCGCCGCCGAGUUCCGCAAGCUGACCGACGACUUCGUGCAGGGCGAGUACACGGCGGCCAAGGGGGUCUACAACGACGCCAAGAAGCACUCGACCGAGGAGAUCAACUCGGAGACGAAGAAGCUGAGGGUCAAGCUCAAUGCCAACGAGGCCAAGUUCAACUCGUGGAAGAAGGACAACCUGGACGACAUCAAGAAGAUUGCGUAG